AUGGUCACUUCUACUGAAGAUGAUAUUAAACGAGAGAAAUUAGUUGAAAGAGUUCGUACAUCGGUUAUAGUAUUUUGGAUUUUAUCUAUUAUAUUUUUAAUAAUAGGUAUAACAGUACUAUCUAUGUAUCAUAAUUUAAAUGAUUCAUCUCAAUACGCUGGUACUAUCGCUGGAACAUUUUUUUUAGUUUUCAGUAUACCAUUAAUUAUAUGUAGUGGUUUUUUAACUAGUGCAUUCUUAAUUAUUCAAGAAUCUAUUCAAGAUGAACGGGAUUAUCGAUGUCGUGAUCCAGAAUUUUAUAAAGAUAUUCCAUAUCCACGUCAACCAUUUAAACCAGUACCGACAACAUCAUCAUUGCCAACUCCAUAUCCAUCUGCACCUAUUCCACGAUUUGACAACUUUCCAAAACCUUCUCUAUCACCAAUUCCAUAUAGAAUUCCAAGUCCUCCAAGUUAUCAUUCAGCAGUUACAUUGACUAGUUGAUCAAGUGCUUGUGAUGAAUUUACAAAUUAAAGUUAAACAAUGAUACAUUUUUCUUUAGAACAAAAGAACAACAACACAUAAUCAUCAAGGAAAGAGAAGAAAGAGUGAAGGCGCGCACGCGCUCGUGCACACUCACAUAUACACACGCACGCAUGAAGAGUUUUCAUCACA
Messenger RNA from Schistosoma spindalis, 654 nucleotides. The record is from the annotation of a GenBank genome assembly. NCBI's taxonomy places the organism in Eukaryota, Metazoa, Platyhelminthes, Trematoda, Strigeidida, Schistosomatidae.